UUGAAAGCAACAGAUUCUGCAGUGAUGGCGGGGAAUUCAGUCUGUUGCUCGUGAUUUAAUCCCUCCCCUCACCCCCCGAUCUGCAGCUUGUGAGACGGAGGGAGAGGGAGAGGGAGAGGAAGAGAGCGGUCCUGAUGCGGUUGGACAUUGGCAAGCUUUAGGGGAGGAGUCAGGCGCGAUGCAGCAUACGGCUCCGGCUACAGCAGUCUCAUGCAGCACUCUAGAGAUAGAGAUGAGAGAUCAACCAACGCAGGCGGUGCUGACGCAUUUUCUCUGCCUGAAGUAACUACAGAAUUUUAAUACUAAAAUCCUCUCUCAGAUACCUGCCUGCUUCACAUGCUCCUCUUGAGUGGCCAUAGCGGCUGACUGAUCCCGAGGCAGAAUCAACUUUAUAACCGCCCGGGAUCAUUGUCUCGUUUUCUUUACAACUACGCUUGAUCUUAUUUUGUAUAUUUUAAGAAGAGCAAUUAAACAAAAGGACACGCAGUGUGUGUGUGUGUGUGUGUGUGUGUGUGGGUCACACACGAGAAGCAUGUCCUUCUAGCGGGUCCGCUGAGACUGCGGAAGGAAACUAUUCCGCUCUGCCUCCUUCUUCCCAGCACCGUCUCUUAAAGGCUUUGACCGUUUGGGCAGCUGUGGACCAUGUCGCGCCGUGCCAGCCUUCUCUCCCCGUAUCGCUAGGGCAAUGGGAUGGUGGAUACUUGCCUGCUUCAAAUCCAGUACCCCAAGUUACCCGGCUGUAAAUGGAGGAGGAGAUUGACACCCGCAAAAUUAACAACAGUUUUUUGCGUGAUCAUAACUAUGCAACUGAAGCUGACAUUAUUUCAACGGUAGAAUUCAACAGCACAGGAGAACUGCUAGCGACAGGGGACAAGGGGGGUCGAGUUGUAAUAUUUCAGAGGGAGCAGGAGAGUAAAAACCAGUCCCAUCGCAGGGGAGAAUAUAAUGUUUACAGCACUUUCCAGAGCCAUGAACCGGAGUUUGAUUAUCUGAAGAGUCUUGAGAUUGAAGAGAAGAUAAAUAAAAUCAGGUGGCUACCCCAGCAAAAUGCAGCCUACUUUCUUCUGUCAACCAAUGAUAAGACAGUUAAACUAUGGAAGAUCAGCGAGCGGGACAAGAGACCAGAAGGAUAUAACUUAAAAGAUGAAGAUGGCAGAAUCAAAGAUCCCUCCACUAUUACAACCCUGCGGGUGCCAGUGCUGAGACCCAUGGAUCUAAUGGUGGAGGCCAGUCCCAGAAGAGUGUUUGCCAAUGCUCACACAUAUCACAUCAACUCCAUUUCGGUUAAUAGCGACUAUGAGACCUACAUGUCGGCCGAUGACUUGAGGAUAAACCUUUGGCACCUAGAGAUCACAAACCGAAGUUUCAACAUUGUAGAUAUAAAGCCUGCCAACAUGGAGGAGUUGACAGAGGUGAUAACAGCAGCAGAAUUCCACCCGCAUCACUGUAAUAUGUUUGUGUACAGCAGCAGUAAAGGAACAAUCCGACUGUGUGACAUGCGGGCCUCAGCACUGUGUGACAAGCACUCCAAGCUUUUCGAAGAGCCAGAAGACCCCAGCAACCGGUCAUUCUUCUCUGAAAUCAUCUCUUCGAUAUCAGAUGUGAAGUUCAGCCACAGUGGAAGAUAUAUGAUGACAAGAGAUUACCUCACCGUCAAAGUCUGGGACUUGAACAUGGAGAACAGACCAUUGGAAACGUACCAGGUGCAUGAAUACCUGAGGAGUAAGCUGUGUUCCCUCUAUGAAAACGACUGCAUCUUUGACAAGUUUGAAUGUGUGUGGAAUGGCUCCGACAGUGUGAUCAUGACUGGCUCAUACAACAAUUUCUUCAGGAUGUUUGAUCGCAAUACAAAGCGCGAUGUCACGCUGGAAGCAUCACGUGAGAACAGCAAGCCCAGAGCAAUCCUCAAACCCCGCAAAGUAUGCAUGGGGGGCAAGCGGAAGAAAGACGAAAUUAGUGUCGACAGUUUGGACUUCAGUAAGAAGAUUCUGCACACAGCAUGGCACCCUUCAGAGAAUAUUAUAGCAGUCGCUGCCACAAACAACCUCUAUAUAUUCCAGGACAAAGUGAACUAGAACAUUUGUCUGACUGGUCACCUUAACACUGCAUAUGAUUAGACAUCAAAUUAUUAUUUUUCAAAGGAAAAUCUGUCCUCUGGAAAUUAACCCAAACAAUAGCUUUGUCAGGUUGUCUGUCUUAAUGAAGCUGUGGGGUGCCUUUUGUUGUGUGGAUUCAGAGCUCCUUUGAUGCAUCCGUUCUAGAACAAAUGGCUUCUGUUCGUAAGACACUGAAUUUCCAUCUACUCCUUCUGGCUUUUAAGGGUGUAAAUAUUCAACACUGUCUUGUAUAUUUUCCUUUAUUUUCCUCAUAGAACUGGGGGUAAAAGCUAUGUUCUGUAUUUUUUUCUCUUCAGCUGUCAAUGCCUUGGAUGUGCUUAUCCAAAUAACUUAUUUGCACCAAUUGACAGCUGCUUCCAGAGACCAUCAAAUCUUAAACCAUAUGUUUAUAUUUUUUUAUUUUCCUUUCUCCAUAAAAUGCACCCUCCUGUUUCUACGCACUCUAGGAUCAAGAGUAAUUCCAUGCACCCGCCAGUAUCCUAUAAUGAAUGAAGUUUAAUGAAUCAGGGAAUUUUCAAUCACAAUUCCUUUAACUAAAGUCUCUCUUAUUUGUGAAUUGACCGGAAGAAUUUUGUAGCUCAGUAUACAAGAGAAUGACAUGUGUUGUUGAACAAGCGAACUAGAAAGCAUUUAACUAUAUUAAUGCCAAUUUGAAAAUAUAGAUUUUUAAAGCCCUGAGGCUCUCAAGGUUCUGUAGGUAGUGUUUUUCAAGUUUUACAACUCUUAUGAUGGGAGUAACUGCAUAUAAUGACUGAACAAAUUUUACUUUUAAAUUGUAUCCUAUUUAUGUCAGAUCUCAAAAUGUCUUUUUGCCCUCCCCCCAGCUUCCCAAUGAUGAAGAAUUCAGUUCUGGUAAUUGAUUUCUUUAUAAUAAGAUCAUAAGACAUAAGAGCAGAAUUCGGUCAUUCAAUCCAUCUGCUCAGCCAUUCCAUCAUGGCUGAUUCAUUAUCCUGCAUUCUCCCCAUGGCCUUUGACACCCUGACUAAUCAAGAACCUAUCAACCUCCACUCUAAAUACGCCCAAUGACCUAGUCUCCACAGCCAUCUGUGGCAAUGUAUUCCACAGGUUUAUUACCCUGGCAAGAGAAAUUGCUCUUUAUCACUGUUCAAAAUGGCCGUCCUUCUAUUCUGAGUCUGUGCCCUCUGGUCCUCGACUCACCUACUAUAGGAAGAAUCCUCCCUAUAUGCACUCUAUCCAGACCUCUCAAUAUUCAGUAGGUUUCAAUGAGAUUACACCCCCCCCCCGCCACCGCCCCGGCACCAUUCUUAUAAACUCCAGUGAGUACUGGCCCAAAGCCAUCCAGCUCCCCUCAUACUGUAUAUUAACCCUUUCAUUCCCAGGAUCAUUCUUGUGAACCUCCUCUGGACCCUCUCCAAUGCCAGCACUUUCUUUCUUAGAUAAGGGGUUCAGAACUUCUCACAAUACUCCAAGUGCAGUCUGACCAAUGUCUUAUAAACCCUCAGCAUUACAUCCUUGCUCUUAUAUUCUAGACCUCUUGAAAUGAAUGCUAACAUUGUAUUUGCCUUCCUUAACACUGACUCAACCUACAACUUAACCUUUAGAGAAUCCUGCACAAGGACUCCCAAAUUCCUUUGCAUCUCUGAUUUUUGAAAUUUCUCCCUGUUUAGAAAAUAGUCUGCACCUUCAUUCCUUCUACAGAAAUUCAUGCCCAUACACUUCCCUACAUAUUCUACCUGCCACUUCCUUGCCCGCUAUCCCAAUUUGUCUAAGUCCUGCUGCAGAAUCCCUCCUUCCUCAAUACUACCUGUCCCUCCACCUAUCUUCAUAUCACCCACAAACUUAGCCACAAAGCCAUCAAUUCCACCAUCCAGAUUAUUGACAUGUACAGGGAAAAGAAGUGGUCCCAACACCAACCCCUAUGGAACACAACUAGUCAUUGGCAGCUAAGCAGAAAAAGCCCCCUAUAUUCCCACUCUUUGCCUCCUGCCAAUCAGCCAGUCUUUUAUUCAUGCUGGUAUCUUUCCUGUAAUACCAUGGGCUCUUAUCUUGCUAAGUAGCCUCAUGUGCAUUACUUUGUCAAAGGCCUUCUGAAAAUCCAAGUAGGCAACAUCCACUGAUUCUCCUUUGUCUAUCCUACUUGUUAUUUUCUCAAAGUAUUCCAACAAAUUUGUCAGGCAAGAUUUCCGCUUAAGGAAACCAUACUGACUUUAGCUUAUCUUAUCAUGUGACUCCAAGUACUCUGAAACCUCAUCCUUAAUAAUGGACUAUAACAUAUUCCCAACCACUGGAGUCAAGCUAACUGACCUAUCAUUUCUUUCCUUUUCCUUCCCUCCCUUCUUAAAGAGUGGAGUGACACUUGUAAUUUUCCAGUCUUCCGGAAUGAUUCCAGAAUCUAAUGAUUCUUGAAAGACCAUUACUAAUGCCUCCACAAUCUCUUCAGCUACCUCUUUCAGACAUUGUAAUGUCUUCUGUUAAUAUUAUUCUGGCAGUUUGCACAGAUUCCUCAGUUUAAUACUUGUACAGCCAGACAUAGAAUGUGGAGUUUCUGUUUCUAGUAUUUAAAACCAGCGGUAUUCAUUUACACCAGAAUACUGUAAAACUACACUGUCCUCUCUGUAUUGUUGGAAGGUUUAACUAAGUAUGCAAGUUUUUUUAUAUUUAUGACUAUUCCCCAGACUUUUACUUGUCCCUAAGUUUUGCUAUGCUGAUUGAAGCUUAAAGGAGGUUUGGUGCUUUCACUAUGUAGCUGAGUGGGUUAAGGGAGUGGGCAAUGUAAUAGUACAUAUCAAGUUUCUCGGUUUGUAUUGAUCUCAUCCACGCUCACAGGUAAGUUAUUGUCCUUCCUACAACCCCAGCUGCUGGGUUAGGGAAGGAGCAAAAAGAAAUCAGAAAAAGCUUGCGAUCAAUGCACAGUAGCCCCGAGUAGAAACUAGUCUUGUAGUAAUGGACCGGUGGAUGGGUACUGAGAGCAGGAUCAGAAUUUAAAGAGCUUGGGUUCCAUCACAAAGAAUUCAUCAAGGAACUGGAAGUGUCUGCCAUCCUUAGAACCAUGCAACAGAGAAAGUAAACAACACAUUCAAGAGAGGGAGAAACCAUUAUUCUUGAAAUGAAUUAUAUAAUAUUAUUACCAAAAUCCUAAGAUCUCAAGAAUUAAUUUCUUUUAAUUAAGUUCGGCAGAAGAAAAAUUAAUAUUUGAAAUUUGUCUUAACAUUUUGAAUGAUGUGCUUAUAAUAGUAUCGCAAAUUAGAUUUGUUGUUCCGCAAACAUUGUUGGAAUGUUUUGUUUUAAAAAGUGACUUCAUUAAAUUCUGCAACACACCAUCAACUACUGUAAAAAGUAAGCUUAUCAAUUCUUAAUCCAAUGAGAUAAUUUUUUCAAGUAGUAGUUGCACAAAAUUUUCUUAGAUUUAGACUGAACUCUACCCUUCAAUGCCCAGAGUAUGAAGUGGACUUGAGAAUCAUAUUGACUAUUUCCUGUUGAAUUGGGAAUGACUUCAUUCUUUACAAUUUUCUAUUCUAAUGUGCCUGUAAUACUAAUUACCACAUAUAACAUGGUUGAUCUGGUCUGUAGUGAUUUAUCAUUUAUAACAUAACUAAACUGGUCAGAGUCAAUAUCUCCCAAAUAAUAGGCACUCGCUGAAAUUUUGUUAAGCUCUCAUUAGACAUGUUACAGAUGAUUACUCAACCACAGGGUUUGAAGUUAAACGUAAUUCAUAUAUGUGCAGCAGUCACUGAAACAUUGAUUCCACUGUCUCAGAGCUUAGCUCCUCAUCCUCAUUCUUUGUUGCGUUGCACUUAGAACCGUGAUGGUAGUGUCUCACUUCACCUCAUUAGACCUUCCAGCAGUGAUCAUUGAAUAACUAUCUAAGAUGGGAAUCUGGAUGAUACAGUAUUUAUUUUACCAGUACAUAUUCAAUGGCACUAAGGCCAGUUGAAAAAUGAGGAACAGUUCUUGACUCAUGAACUCUGAUUAGAGUAACUGAUUUGUAUCAAUGGGGUAGCAGAAAGCCCUUGCCCUUUAAGUAAAAAACAGAAUGAGUUUUUCACCUGAUUAUCUGGAAAUUAGAUCUCAUUAAGCUGCUUAUUUUAGGAGAUCCCAGUUGAAGAUGUAUGGCCCACAGAGUGAAAGUGAUAGCAUCGUUUUCCAAUCACUUUACAUCAAUCCUGAAUGCGGAUGGGCAUUACCCAUUAUGGCCCUGUCUGCCCAACUGAGACAAUGCCAAGGUUGGAUAUGAAUUUGACUGCGGACUUCCCCACCCUAUAUUAUUUUUGUAGAAUUACGGUGGAAAUUAGAUCAUGUUAUACUAAGAUAUUGAUGUCCAUCAAUGGGCAUAUAAGGUCUUGUGGCUCUUGUCCAGACUGAGUCUCAUCCUCAGUUGAUUAUACUUUGGUACCUGAAUUGCAUUGCCAAUUGCGCUAGGCCCUGAUCAAGAAAUAUACGAUGAGAUUCCCAUCCACACAUUGCCCUUUGUCCCAAUGCUAACCUCGUCUCAGGCCCCAAUACCAAUAAUAUGUAAUUGAGAUAGAUGGGGCUUGCAGAGUACAGCUCCUCUCUUUCAUUGCAUGGCCCAUCACCAAAUCAUCCUUCUCCCCUUUCCAUCCAUCCCCUUCCCCAAACUCACCCUCUUACCUGAUCAGUAAUCCGACCAUGGCCAUACCGUAAACCCAAUUAGAGUUUCAACAUAUUGUUCCUUGAGUGAAACUUUCAUGCCAGAUCUAGCCAUCAUUGUGUAGACCUGAUUCACUCAAGAAAAUGUAGGCUUGUAUUGAUUUUGAUAUUUAUGUGUUUUCACAUGAUCUAGGCCACAGUAGUUUGCCGUGCCAAGCUGUGAUUGCGAUACAGUAAAAAGCUUUGCUGUGCGCCACCCGGACAGAUCUUUCCAUAUAUGAAGUACUUUGAGCUAUUUGGAAUGCAGAAUAUAGUGCUACAGUUACAGAGUAAGUGCAGUCCAGGCAGGCAAAUAAAGUUCAAAGGCAUCUUUAACUGUAUGAGAGGUCUAUUCAAAGUCUGAUAACACCUGUUCAGAAGCUGCCCUUGAGCUUGGUGAUGUGUACUCUCAAGGUUUUGUAUUUUCUGCCCAACGGGAGAGGGGAGAAGAAAGGAUGACCAAGGUUGGAGGAUCUUGGAUAAUGUUGGCUGCUUUCCUGAGCCAGCAUUGCCAGCGACCCGUGUUCAUUUCCCGCUGUUGCCUGAAAGGAGUUUCUACAUUCUCCCCAUGACCUCCAGGUGCUCUGGUUUCCUCCCACAGUCCAAAGACAUACUGGUUGGUAAGUUAAUUGGUUAUUGUGUAAAUUGUCCCAUGGAUUAAAUCAGUGGAUUGCUGCACAACACAGCACGAAGGGCCAACAAAGCCUAUUCCACACUGUCUCCCAGUAGAUAAAUAGAAGUGUUAGUCAAACCAGCGGAGGAGAGGAUGGACUGGGGUGUGUUCACAACUCCGUGUUUUCAUAUGAUCUUGGCUACAGUAGUCUGCCGUGCCAAGCUGUGAUACAUCCAUGCUGCCAAUCAUCUCUUGUCAAGUUUUAAUCCCUCUUCAGCCCUUUUCACUACCUCUUCUCUUUAAAACAAUUACCUGUUUUACUUCCAUUAUCAGUUGUCACUUGACUUUGCUCCCGAUACUAAAUCGUUAAUUGGUGGGAUAUUCUUUAUGUACCAAUGGUUUUCAAGAAUAAAUCUCUCAAAUUCACUUUUUAUUCUAUUCGGCUUCUAACCAAUUGGAAAUAAUAUUCACCAUUCACCUAUUUUUUUUCCAAAAGACCAGUUUUCUUGUAUAUGAUCUGCUGGUGAAAUCUAUUUUCCAAGAAACAGAUGAGAAAUACUUUUGAAGCUGACCAUUGGCUUUGUUAGGGCACCAACAUUAGUGCGCUUGCGUGGUGCUGCAUAACUUUGACAGAAGCCAAAUGUUUAACCAAUUUAUUUUAAAUAAGUCAGACCAACUCCAUUUAAACUUUGAAAAUGUGGUUUGAAGACUUAAAGCAACUGUUCUCUACUCUGACCAGAAGUUCCUUUGGAAAUUAUUGUACCAAAGGACUGGUUCAAGCUCAGACUAACUUCAGUAGGUACUUUCAUGGAUCCCAAAACAGAAAAUCUCUAUUUCAGGGACCACUUUAAAAGGACACUGUGUGCAUGUUUUUCCAGUGAUGGCUUAACAAAUUCCAGAACCAAAAUUCAAGGCACCUGCCUACCUGCUACCUAAUCAAUGGGAAAGAUGCCAGAGUUGGUGUUUGAUGCCAUAUACUUGUUUCCAUACUUGUAUGUUUAAAAGAAUGAGGGGUUGGUGGGAGAACUGGACAAUUUCAGUAUUUUCUUUUAAAAAACUCAAGUGAAUUUGCAGUAAAUUAUUCUCUUCUGUAUUACAAUGUUUUUUAUUGCAUGCUAAUUGCCAUGCCCUUUUUUGAUGGGGAAGUUGGUGGGGGGAGGGAUGGGAGAAGAGAUGGGGAAAUGGGGAGGGUUGUCAUGGAUGUGACUAAAGUACUGCUCUGAGCUUUAGGACAUGCUGUGGCUGUUUCGUGUUAGGGGUUUGACCACCUGAUACAAGUGCUUUAUAUAUUGGGAAGGGAAAGGGCAGGUGAGAUUGGCUCUUUAUUGUAUGGGUCAAACAAUUCAGCUGAUGUACCUUCGUCCUUGUUACUGUCUGCUUUUUUUCUUAAUGAAUAAACUGCAGCUAAGUCUG
This is a messenger RNA of Mobula hypostoma (lesser devil ray), 8751 nucleotides long. RefSeq names its product serine/threonine-protein phosphatase 2A 55 kDa regulatory subunit B beta isoform. The record is from RefSeq and is a predicted model, not a curated record. Gene Ontology annotation, molecular function: protein binding; protein phosphatase regulator activity. The coding region runs from base 744 to 2075 and encodes 443 amino acids. The transcript has 9 exons. Gene Ontology annotation, cellular component: protein phosphatase type 2A complex; cytosol. Lineage: Eukaryota; Metazoa; Chordata; Chondrichthyes; Myliobatiformes; Myliobatidae.